Messenger RNA from Closterium sp. Naga37s-1, 930 nucleotides. Lineage: Eukaryota; Viridiplantae; Streptophyta; Zygnematophyceae; Desmidiales; Closteriaceae. The record is from the annotation of a GenBank genome assembly.
AUGGGGAGCACGUUCGGCGAGCUGGGGUACGCGUGCGCGAUUAACGUGGCGGUGCUGGCGGGCAUGCUGGUGGCGUACACAAUCCUCUCCAAGCAGCCGCUCAACGCGCGCGUCUACUUCACCAAAUGGUUCUCCCUCAACGACCGGGUGCGUGCCUCCACGACCGCCGCUUCGCCUCGCGCCGCCAGCAUGUCCGUUCCUCGUCCGCCCUGCCCGCAUUGCCCGCUCCUUCGCUCCCCCCGUGCGGCACGAGCCGCCUUUCCCGGUCCACGGGAAGCGUUCACAAGCCUCGCCGUGUGCCCUCGGUGCCGCACCCCCCCGCCUGCUGCAUCCCUGCGCGCCUUCCCAUGUGGCGCGCCAUGCAGAGGCGCACCUUCUCACGUGGUGCGCCAUGCAGAGGCGCGCGCUGUGGAGCGCGCCGGACGCGACGCGUGGCCAUGCCCCUCUCGUCGACUCCUCGCCGCACCACCAUCGCUCAUUCCCCCGUCUCAUGUCGCCAUGGCCCUCCUAAAUCCUCCCCUCCUGCUCCUCCCUGCCCCUCCUCGCCCCUCCUCGCCCCUCCUCGCCCCUCCUCGCCCCUCCCUGCCCCUCUCUCCCAUCCCACCCCUCACGAGGCAGGAGGCGGCGAAGUACGAGAGGGUGAAGAUGAAGGGCGGCAACGUGGAAGCAGCGGAGAAGUACGAGAAGGUGAAGAUGAAGGGCAACGUGGUGAAGCGCCGCCAGUGGCUCAACCUCUCCCUGCGCUCCUACCGCUCCGCCUUCUCCUGGGUGGGCGUGGCCCUCGCCAUGCCCGAGCGCGAGCUCAUCGCACAUGCUGGGCUGGACAACGUUGUCUUCCUGCACGCGCUCAAGCUGGGGUGCGUGCGUGUGGGUGGCACACGCUCAAGCUGGGGUGCGUGUGGGUGGCACCAAGGUUCAAAAAAACGGUAA